Messenger RNA from Agelaius phoeniceus (red-winged blackbird), 3310 nucleotides. The record is from RefSeq and is a predicted model, not a curated record. Lineage: Eukaryota; Metazoa; Chordata; Aves; Passeriformes; Icteridae.
GAGCGGGUCGAGGUGGCGUCCCCGCUAAACGCCUGGAAGCGAGGUGAGGCCCGGCGAGCCCGGGCCGAGGCGCUGCUGGCCAGGCCGAGCCCCGCGGGGGCGGCGCGGAGGAGCCGGGGCGGCGAGACCCCUGAGCCGGGCGGGCAGGGCCUGAUCCCGGCCAGGCGGCGGGCUAGAAGCGGCCCCGCGGUGCGGGCGCCCGGCUGCGCACCGGGCAGGGCCGGCCCGUGUUCGGCCGGGCCCGAACCAGGGCUGCACGAAAGGGCCCUGAGCAGCCGUGCCCGGGAGGAGCCCGCGGGUGCUCGGCGGCUCCGGGGCCGGGAGGGCCACGCGGCUGGAGGCACAGGCCGGGGCUACAGCCGGGGUGCCACGGUUCGCAGCUGGCCGGGACACCGGUGGUGUCACACAUGGGCACGAACGGGCGCGACCCGCCCAGCACAGAGCGCGGGGCUCCAUCGGCCUCGGCUCCGCUGGCCCUGCACGGGCACCGUGUGGCCGUGAGAGUGCCGUGCACGGGCCCCGGUUCCCUUCCCUUGGUCAGCUGGUGUCCCACACGUUACCGGCCAUUCACAUUCUCUGCUGAAGGCUGAGUGAGGUCCUGGGUAAUCGGGGCUUUUCAGUGAUGUUCAGCUGUGUAUCAUCUGAGCCUGAGGAACCUUAAUUUAUUUUGAAGACUUCCCUUUGGUAUUCAGUUAUUAUGCAGUGGUCGAAGGAUUAGCUCUGCUGGAUUUAGGGGUCUCGCCAUACUCUGGAGCUAUUUUUCAUGAGACCCCGCUGAUAAUCUAUCUCUUUCACUUCCUAAUUGAAUAUGCUGAACUGGUAUUCAUGAUAACUGAUGUGCUAACUGCUGUUGCCCUUUACUUGGCAAUCCAGGACUUCAACAAAGUUGUGUUCAAAAAGCAGAAGCUCCUAAUAGAACUGGAUAAAUAUGCACCAGAUGUGGCUGAACUCAUCCAGACACCCAUGGAGAUGCACUACAUCCCCCUCAAGGUAGCACUAUUCUACCUGUUAAACCCCUACACUGUGAUGUCUUGUGUGGCAAAGUCCACCUGCGCCAUCAACAACUCUGUCAUUGCAUUCUUCAUUUUAGCUACAAUAAAAGGUAGUGCCUUCCUCAGUGCUGUGUUCCUGGCCUUAGCAACAUACCAAUCACUCUACCCUCUCACACUGUUUGCUCCAGCACUGCUUUACCUUCUACAGCGCCAGUUCAUACCUAUCAAACUGAAAAGCAAAAGUUUCUGGCUCUACACCAUGCAGUAUGCAUCCCUGUACCUGUGCAGCCUGGUGGUGAUCAUCUGCCUCUCCUUCUUCCUGCUCAACUCCUGGGAUUUUAUCCCAUCUGUUUAUGGGUUUAUCCUUUCUGUUCCAGACCUGACACCCAAUAUUGGCCUUUUCUGGUACUUCUUUGCAGAGAUGUUUGAACACUUCAGUCUUUUCUUUGUAUGUGUGUUUCAAAUCAAUGUGUUCUUCUACACCAUUCCUUUGGCAAUAAAGUUAAAGGAACAUCCUGUGUUCUUCCUGUUUGUCCAGCUCGCCAUCAUUUCUAUCUUCAAGUCCUAUCCCACCGUGGGAGACGUUGCACUGUACAUGGCCUUCCUUCCAGUCUGGAGCCACCUUUACAGAUUCCUCCGGAACAUCUUCAUCCUGUCAUGUGUGCUCAUUUUCUGCUCCUUCCUGUUCCCUGUUCUGUGGCAUCUAUGGAUUUAUGCAGGAAGUGCCAACUCCAAUUUUUAUUAUGCCAUCACAUUGACUUUCAACAUAGGGCAGAUCCUGCUCAUCUCGGAUUAUUUCUAUGCCUUCCUCCGGCGGGAGUACUACCUCACCCACGGGCUGCACCUGACAAGGCAGGACGGGACAGAGGCCAUGCUGGUUCUGAAGUAAGGACUGGACCACCAUUUCCUGGGACAUGGGCCACUCCGAGGAACAUGCAAAGCUUGGACUACAUGGGGUGGGUGGGGAAGGUUCCCUGAAGGAGGUCUGACUUUGGGAAUGAUACCUACUGAAAGAAAGGGCUGAGGUUCUGGGAAUAACCACUGAGCUGCAGGCUCAGCACAGACUCUCAGAGCUGCAGUGCCUCCUCCCUCAGCUGUGCUUUUCACUUCGACCUCAGCCAUCAGCUCUGGGCAGUCCAGCAAGAGCCGGAGUGUCUGAGCUAAACCCAGGGCCGCAGCUCAGACCAUGAACUGUUUUCCACCACUGCUUCUUGGAGAUGUUUGCUUCUCCGGGGACCUUCCCCUUCACUGCUUUGACCAAUAAUGCUCCUGCUUGGCACGAGGCAGGCUCGGGGUACCUGGUGCCCCAAGCCUGGCUGCAGGUUCCAUUUCUUGGUGGUUCUACUGUUGAGGGAUCUGGAAGAAUCCCAUGUGCUCAGUCACAGUGGGUGCUGUGAAAAGGUUGGGUGACUAAGGACAAUGACCUUGGGCAGCAUCUGGAGCUGGUGCCACACCUGGUAACCUCAGCACUCAAACAAACAUGAGUAGGAACCAGAACUGGGAUGGGAUCAGGAGCAAGGUGGGUACCAGGUAACUGCUCUAUCCCAUUGGAGCAACAUAGCCAUGCCAGGAGCUGCACAGAGGCAUUGCAGGUCUCCGAGGGAAUACUACUGAGGAGAUGGACUCCCACUGCUCCCAGUUUCUGUUGGGUGAUAAAGCCCGGCAGUGCGGGGUUCACACUGUGCUGCUGUGAUCACUUGGGGCAGCAGCUGGGACCAGGAGGUGUCACAAUCUCCCUGUAAGGCCCCAGACCAAAUCCAGGAGGAGUCUCAGCCACUGCUGUUACGGAGUUGUUCCACAGCUGCUUAUCACUACAGGAUGUGCACUUGUCUGUGUCACCCUGUGCCAGUCAGUGCUGGGCUCCAGGCUGUGCAUGGGGGCUCCCUUCAAUCAGUUCCCCUGGUCCCCCCCACUCCUCUUUGUACUCAGACCUGCUCACCCUGGAGCUGCUGCUACUGCCCCCUGAAUGUGACACUGUGGGGUGAAGCCACCAGCUCUGCUGGCUGUGGCUGGCACUGAGAUGCAGUGACCAGAGUGUGACAGCCGCCUCCGGCAUCGCCACUGCUCCCGCGGGACAGCCGGAGGUUGGGAAUGAGACAUGGAAACCGCACCGGGUACGGAGCAGCUGAUGGAUGGGUGAGCCCAGGCAGGUUGUAAAGAGAUCCUUCUUUCCGGACAAUUCAAACUUUUGCCUUACUGCACUUCUGUCAGCGCUUUGGGGGUGGAGCCGCGCCCGGCCUGGGGCGGCCCCGACGGGAGCCUCGGGCCGGCGGGGGCACGGCCGGGAGCGAAAUAAAUAAAACUGUGCGAGUUUUGGA